CUGAACGAUUGCUUCAGCGCUCCCUUAAACGCCUUGAACACUGGUCAAAGAAUAACGGUAUUAUUUUCUCAGAGCAAAAAACGAAAAGCUUGACAUUCACAAAUAAAAGAAGACCACUGCUCCCACGAUUAAGGCUUUAUGGAACCACAUUGGAAAACGUUUCGGAAGUCAAAUACCUGGGACUAAUUUUCGACCGAAAAAUGUCUUGGAAAUCCCACGUUAAUUCGGUAAUUGACAGUUGCAAGUCCUCACUUAACGUUAUCAAAAUGAUUGCUCACCAAGACUGGGGCUCAAGCACUCAAACGUUACUUACUAUCAUCAAUGCCCUUAUAAGAUCAAAAAUUGAAUACAGCCUAAGUAUUUACAACUCCACUACUAACAGAAUGACUAAAAAACUGUUCUCGGUAUAUCAUUAUGGAUUGAGGAUCGCCACGGGAGCCCACCGUACCACCCCAAUAAUGAGCCUAUAUGCUGUCAGCGGACAAAUUCCACUAGAAUACAGAAUCUCCAAGCAGCUACUGAAUUAUACUGUGAGGGUAUUAGGGAACCGAAAUCAUCCCAACCAUGCAGACUUCAGUCAACCAUUAUUUCAGAAUAGCUACCAACUCGCUCCAAGAAUAUCUCCACCCUGUAAUGUAUGGUCCAAAAUACUUCUACAAGAACUUCACUGCAAACCCACAUUAAUCCCACAAUUCUCACUACCCUAUCCGUGGGCUAUUCCUCCACCGCACAUUAACAUCGCAUUGUCUCAAUACCGUAAAGCAGAAACAAAUCCCAAUUGGUAUCAGAUCCUGCUCCGAGAUAUACUCACAAACCACGAAAAAUCUAAGCUGAUUUUUACUGACGGAUCUAAAGAUGCUACAGGUACAGGAGCUGCCUUCAGUUCUGAGAAGCAAAAAGGCCUUUUUAAAUUACCUCCGGAGUCCUCCAUUUAUAGUGCAGAAUUGUAUGCUAUAAAACAAGCACUAAAGUACGUCCUAAAUAGUGAACACGAUACCUACUGCAUACUGACCGAUUGA
Molecule: messenger RNA, 1019 nt
Organism: Photinus pyralis (common eastern firefly)
Lineage: Eukaryota; Metazoa; Arthropoda; Insecta; Coleoptera; Lampyridae
Exons: 2
Coding region: 201-1019 (272 amino acids)
Molecular function (GO): RNA-DNA hybrid ribonuclease activity; nucleic acid binding
Source: RefSeq, a predicted model, not a curated record